UCAUAAAAGUUGUGGAUAUCGUUUCCAGAAUACGCGAAUAAACCGAGCAUAAAACAUUUUUGUUAGUUUUUUAUUUAUUAAUUGCGAAAGUAAAGCCUAUAAAAUUCGAAAAAGUUCUUAUAAACUAAAAGAAAUAUAGUUUAACAAAAACACUGCAAUAGAUUAAGCACUUUGAAAAAAAUAUUGUCUUGACAAAAAAAAUCGGAAAGCGUAAAUUAUAAAAUUUCAUCUCAAAGGUGUUUAUUAAAAAAAUAUAUCUAAAUUAAUAAAUUUUGUUGCACAAAUUUUCUAAGAAAAAAAGAAACAAAUUGGCUGAUUAAUAAAUAUUGUGCAAACAAACAAAAAAAAGUAAAAAAAAAUCAACAACAGAGACGUUUAGCUUUCACACAAAAAUUUGCAUACCCCGAGACACAAAAAUAUGAAAUGGUUUCUGCUUAUUUUUGUCAUUAAACAACACACACAGCAAAUAGAUAAACUGUAAAUAAACAAAACAAAAAUAAUAAUAAUAAUAUUAAAACGAUCAACAUUAAUUGAAAUCGAAAUAAACAAACCAACCAAAAAAAAAAAAGUAAAUUUAUAGCAACACUUUUGUGUGCAUUUGCGAAAUAAUUUCGACAUUGCGUUUAUUUCAAGAAAUCGUGGCUGAAACAGCAACAAAGCCAACAACAAUUGAUCCAAUGCCUUCUGCAGUAAGUGGUUCCGGUGGACACGGCUCAGCCGGUCAUAACUCGAGUAUACCCAGUAACGAAGAGUGCGGCAUACGUGAUGUUUGGAAACAUAAUUUAGAAGAAGAAUUUCGUACUAUACGUAAGGUGGUGCAAAAAUAUCAUUAUGUUGCAAUGGAUACGGAAUUUCCCGGUGUUGUUGCACGUCCGGUGGGUGAAUUUCGUUCAACAGCCGAUUAUCAUUAUCAGCUAUUGCGUUGUAAUGUAGACUUAUUGCGCAUUAUACAAUUGGGUUUAACCUUUAUGGAUGAUGAGGGUAAAACACCACCCGGCUAUAGUACUUGGCAAUUUAAUUUUAAAUUCAAUUUGAGUGAAGACAUGUAUGCCCAGGACUCAAUUGAUUUGCUGACAAAUUCUGGCAUACAAUUUCGUAAACAUGAAGAUGAUGGCAUUGAUCCUUUAGAUUUUGCCGAACUUUUAAUGUCAUCUGGCAUUGUUCUGAUGGAUAAUAUUAAAUGGCUUUGCUUUCAUUCUGGCUAUGAUUUCGGUUAUUUGCUUAAGCUAUUAACCGAUCAAAAUCUACCAGCCGAUGAGAGUGAAUUUUUCGAUUUACUGCACAUUUAUUUUCCCAAUAUAUAUGACAUUAAAUAUCUAAUGAAAUCAUGCAAAAACCUUAAGGGUGGUCUACAAGAGGUGGCCGAUCAAUUGGAGUUACGUCGUGUGGGACCACAGCAUCAGGCUGGUUCCGAUGCCCUGCUAACCGGCAUGGCUUUCUUCAAAAUGCGUGAGAUGUUCUUUGAGGAUAAUAUUGAUAAUGCCAAAUAUUGUGGACAUUUAUAUGGUUUGGGUACCUCAUUCAUAGUAAAUGGUGCUAAUUUCCACGAGAGCAAUGGCGAGAAUGCAAAUGCAACGUGAUUUAUAAUUGAAAUAGAACGUACGCAAAAUAUAUUUGCCAGCAAUUCAACAACAUGAAACAGAACAAUAUAAUAUAAUUAACUAUAAUAACAACAACAACAGCGUUAAUAAAAGAAAGAGUUAAAACAGCAACACAGCACAGUAAGAACAAACUUCAAGCAAAUAAGAAAAAAAUUAAGAAAAACAAAUAUUUUAAAAGCAAAAAACAAAAACAAACUUAAUUUCG
Lucilia cuprina (Australian sheep blowfly) is the source of this 1806-nucleotide messenger RNA. RefSeq names its product CCR4-NOT transcription complex subunit 7 (gene Pop2). Gene Ontology annotation, molecular function: poly(A)-specific ribonuclease activity; nucleic acid binding. Lineage: Eukaryota; Metazoa; Arthropoda; Insecta; Diptera; Calliphoridae. The record is from RefSeq and is a predicted model, not a curated record. Bases 678 to 1580 code for a protein of 300 amino acids. Gene Ontology annotation, cellular component: CCR4-NOT complex; CCR4-NOT core complex; P-body. The transcript has 5 exons.